This is a messenger RNA of Thunnus maccoyii (southern bluefin tuna), 2132 nucleotides long. It is a transcript of the gene shisa4, whose product is annotated as shisa family member 4. Lineage: Eukaryota; Metazoa; Chordata; Actinopteri; Scombriformes; Scombridae. The transcript has 5 exons. The record is from RefSeq and is a predicted model, not a curated record. The coding region runs from base 192 to 824 and encodes 210 amino acids.
CCUGCUGGUCCCGGGUGAGCAGCGUCACAGCCGCGAUGUGUCAUUUCGACGGAUAAAUUACCGACCGUCAGACCCGUCCCGUCUCCCGUGCAAGGAUAAUGUCUGAGGGCGACCGUUAGUCAGAUUAUUGUUAGUCCACAGCUGCUCUUUUUUAAUAUUGUUCUCGCCCGGCUUGAUUUUUUUUUUUUUGGAUGAGGAUGAUGCUUCCGACGGGCAACAUGUCUGUUAUCUCGUCGGCUUUGUGGCUGCUCACUGUCGUCCUCUGCACUUCUCAGGUGAGCGGGAAUGAGGACUGUCUGUGGUACGUGGAUAAAAACGGCACCUGGCACAAUGGCUUCGACUGCCCUCUCAUCACCUUCUGCUGUGGGAACUGCCACCGGCGCUACUGCUGCCUGGACGCCUUCAAGAUGAUCACAGAGCGGGAGCAGAAACGCUGCAUGCUCUUCCAGUUCAGCCCCACUACUUUAGCCGGCAUCGCCUCCUCCGUUCUCCUGUUUGUGGCGAUCAUUGCGACUAUGGUCUGUUGCUUCAUGUGCUCUUGUUGUUACCUCUACCAGAGAAGGCAGCAGAGGGGCAGGACACCUUACGAUGCCCAGCAGAUCCCCAUGGCCAGCUACCCAGUGGAGCCCAUGUACGAUGCUUAUGGAAAACCACUAGGACCCACUGAGUAUCCGCACGCAGCUUAUCCAAUGGCGCCGCAGUACCCCGGCAUGCCCCCACAGUACCCGAUGAUGCAGCCCGGACCUUAUCCUCCACACCCGAUGGAUCCUGCAUACAGCCAGGCCCCUCCACCUUACUCUCCACCUCAGUAUCCUGGUCAUUGAUGGGCUCGUCUACAAACACACACACACACACACACACACACACACACACACACACACACACACACACACACAUACACAGAGUGGGAAACGACAGCAACAGAGGGAAAUGACUGUUUCAAAAGGAGAAGGCAGCACCACUCUCUCUCUCUCUCUCUCUCUCUCACACACACACACACAUACUCAAACACUUUUACACACACACACACACACACACACAUACUAAUAAACACUACAAUUUGACUAGCAGUGGUUCGCCUGUGAAAGCUAACAGGAGGCACUUUAAGGGGUUUUAUUUUUGUGUUUUUGUCCUACUUUUCCGGAGGAUUUACAUAAGUCACAUUGUGUUCCCACGACCCGACGCCUGAUUGCUCCCGGCGGGUUUCACAGAGGGUGUCGCACACAUCCCCAAAGUGAGGAGGUAUCCGGCCACCGUCUCGACACUGCGCUGCCACUUCACGCUCACCUCAGUGACAGGGUGUCACCUGACGACAAGGCUCAUUACCUCGAGGAAGAGGAGUCGGAAGGGAUUUACAAAAAUGAUAACAGACUCCCUCUUUAUUUAUUAAAGGGAAAAAUACUUCCUCACUUUUGUUAAAUUUGAAUAAAUUGAUAACUGCCUGAAGCUACAUUCCAGGUCAACUUGAUCCAUAUUUUCCAAAUACAUGAUGUCUUCAUCUGUAUUUGAUGUUUCUUUUGUAAUGUGGUGGAGGCUAAAGGAAGGCGUGUUUUUUACUCAAUUAUAAGGUGUAACUGGAUCGUAGGCAGUGUGAAGCUGUCUUAAUAUCGCUGCAAUGGCUAAAUGGAUUUUAUGAUUCUCCUCGUAAGAAGCCUUUAGUCGCCUCUUCGUCUAUUCUUUUUCUUAUCUGACUCGACUUGUAGUACAUAAGCUGCAUUAUUCUAAUGUAACAUCUCAAACAUCAGCAUGCUACCCAGUCAAACAUCUGUCUUCUCCUACUUCUUUUCCAGUUUUAAAUGAAUUAAAACUCUUGAUUAAUCCUAAUGUGCCAGGUAGGAUGUUUUUACCGUGGAAUUCAUGUUAAAUGUUUUAUUUCUUGUAACAUAUCAGGUCAGGGGAGCUGCAGGUCAUGCUGCUUGAUUAAAACAAAAUGUCCCGCCUUACAAUAAUUAACCAUGAAGAGAGAGAGAGAGAAAAAAAAAGAGAUUAACUAUUUAAAUAAAUAUUUUGUAAAUCUGUUCUUCAACUGAAUAUUUUAUGAUAUUGUAACAUUUUAAAACUGUAUUGUUGUAACAUAAGAUAUGAUGUUUUAAGCAUUUUGGCAUCUUUCCAUUUGGUAUUUAUUAUUAUUA